This is a messenger RNA of Prunus persica (peach), 1584 nucleotides long. Its product is annotated as transcription factor MYB108. Bases 1 to 1584 code for a protein of 527 amino acids. The record is from RefSeq and is a predicted model, not a curated record. NCBI's taxonomy places the organism in Eukaryota, Viridiplantae, Streptophyta, Magnoliopsida, Rosales, Rosaceae. The transcript is spliced from 3 exons.
AUGAUGCUCAACAGCAGCGGAGUGGACGGAGUUCAUGAGGCGGAGGCGGCAGCUCAGAGAGGCGGGUCCCACCACAACCACCACCAGCAGCAUCAGCAGCGGGGCCUGAAGAAGGGCCCGUGGACGGCGGCGGAGGAUGGGAUCUUGAUGGAGUACGUGAAGAAGCACGGCGAGGGAAACUGGAACGCGGUGCAGAAGAAUUCAGGUCUGGCAAGGUGCGGCAAGAGCUGCAGGCUCAGGUGGGCCAACCAUUUGAGGCCUAAUCUCAAGAAAGGCUCGCUUUCCCCCGACGAAGAGCGUCUCAUCAUCGAACUUCACGCUAAAUUCGGCAACAAGUGGGCUCGCAUGGCUUCUCAGUUACCCGGAAGGACUGACAAUGAAAUAAAAAACUACUGGAACACCAGAAUAAAGCGACGCCAAAGGGCCGGUUUACCAGUUUACCCUCACGACCUCCAGCCAGAAGCAGCGGCUGCUGCUUUCCACCACCACCAAAUGAGACACUCUUCUUCUUCCUCCUCCUCCGCUUCUUCAUUCUCAUCCCUCCUCUCCAACUCCCAGCCUCUAAAGCCCAGCACUUAUAGCCCCGCCCAGCUUUCUCUUUACGACCACAUCACCACCUUCUCCUCCUCCUCAGAUCAUCACAACAACCACACCAACAAUUUCCACCGCAAUGCUGCUUCUCUCUUUUCCAACCCCAUCACCCAAUUCAAUGGCAAUGGCGGUGUCUUCGCUAUGCCUUUUGGGUCCUCAUCUUCUUCAGCUCUCUUCAACCAGAGCCAUAACAUCCCAAACCCAAACCCUUUUGGGUCCUCAUCUGCUGCUCCUCCACCGCUUCAGCAUCAGUACAAUUCUGAUGGAGGGUUUGGUGGCUACAACAAUCUUAGCCUCAGCUCGAUCAUCAUGGGCCCUCCUUCUUAUGACUCAACUGCGGGUUUGGUUGCGGGGUCCAAUGCAGAGCUCCCUUCGAACCAAACACGGCAAAGUAUUCAUGGCGAUGAGGCUCCAAUGGGGGCUUCUGGCAAUACCAAUGAAGAUGAUCACUAUGAAAUUGCACCGGUGCCAUCUAAAGGCAAUAGUGGUCUCUUGGAUGAUGUGUUGGCCGAGGCUCAUAACAUUUCGAAUAAGAGGUUGAAGAGUGAGGACAGUUCUUCUGGGGUGUCUGGAAAAGAGAAAGGUUUGGUGGUGGUGGAGGAAGAGUCUAAUGAGGAGGAGGAGGAUGACACCGUGCAGGUCGAAUCAACUUUGAAGAAUAGCGGUGAUAAUAGUGCUGAAAACCAGAGGGAUGAUAGCUCGUCCCCGUCAUCAAUUGACAUGAAACAAAGUGAGGAUCCACUAGAUGAGAUGGACGAUGACUUGCUGAGUUUGCUCAACUUCUCCUCUACGGUGCCAGCAGUAUCUGAGACGUCGUGGUACCUGGCUGAAUGCAUGUCCAACAGCGGAUCAUCAGCAAGUGAGAAUGUGGGUCUAGACACUCAGCAAAAUGCCCCGUUGACAUUGACGUCGGUGAAGACCACGGCAGCAGCACCCGAAGUCCAGCGCACCUUAGGAGCCUGCUACUGGAACAACAUGCCUGGCAUAUGUUAA